Messenger RNA from Chelonia mydas (Green sea turtle), 4162 nucleotides. RefSeq names its product ribosome binding protein 1 (gene RRBP1). NCBI's taxonomy places the organism in Eukaryota, Metazoa, Chordata, Testudines, Cheloniidae. The record is from RefSeq and is a predicted model, not a curated record. The transcript has 17 exons. Gene Ontology annotation, biological process: protein transport. Gene Ontology annotation, cellular component: endoplasmic reticulum membrane. The coding region runs from base 166 to 2562 and encodes 798 amino acids.
CUGGAAGACUCCAGGGGAUUUAAAUGCCUCCUGGAAGCCUUAAGCCAGGGCUGGAUAAUUGCGUGGAGGGAGCCAGGGGCCGGUUUGGCGUGAGAUCCGCGGCGAGGCGGCCCCUGGGCUGCGAUCCUCCUGGAGGAGGGGGCUGAUAGAGAGAAGUAAGCCAGGAUGGAUUUGUACGAUCCUCAGACGCUGGGUGUUAUGGUCUUUGGUGGUUUCAUGGUGAUUUCAGCUAUUGGGAUCUUCCUGGUGUCCACCUUCUCCAUGAAGGAGACCUCUUACGAGGAAGCCCUGGCUAAGCAACGCAAGGAGCUCGAGAGAACCCAGCAGCACAAAGUGGAGAAGAAAAAGAAAGAGAAACCUGUUGAGAAGAAAGGAAGGGCCAAGAAAAAAGAGGAGAAACCGAAUGGGAAAAUACCUGAGCAGGAGCUGGUUCAGGACGUGACUGACUCUCCCAAGGAAGUAGACCCUGAACCUAUUGCGAUGUGUGAACCAGUGAUCAUUGAGUCUCCUAUUCUGGCGGUUUCAGCUCCCCCUCAGGAGAAGGAGAAACCUGCCCCGUCCCCUAAAGACAAGAAGAAGAAGGAAAAGAAGGUGGCCAAGGUUGAGCCAGCUCCCCCACUUGUUACUUCUCCAUCAGUCGCUGUCCCAAAAUCUUCUCCAGUCUUGGAGGUAGCUGCCAAAGAAGUGCCCGUUGUGGCUGUCCCACCGGUCGGCACGCUACAAAGUGCUCCCGUAGUUAAUUCUGUUGCUGUCAAAAAAGCGGAAGCUCUGGUAACCCAAGAAGAGCCAAAGCACGAUGGAGCUGCCAAGAAGAAGGCUGUGGCCAAGAAGAAGAGCGAGCUGAUUCCUACAGAUGCUGAUGGCCCCCUCUACCUCCCAUACAAGACCCUGGUUUCCACCAUUAGCAGCAUGGUUUUCAGCGAGGGAGAGGCUCAGCAGCUCAUUGAGAUCCUGACGGAUAAAGCAGGCGUUCAGGACACCUGGCAUACGGCGACUCAGAAGGGGGACCCGGUUACCACUCUGAAACGUCAGUUGGAAGAGAAAGAAAAGCAACUUGCUACUGAACAAGAGGAUGCAUCUGCUGCCAGAAACAAACUGAGGGAGCUCACUAAGGAGCUUGCAGCUGAGAAGGCCAAGAUGGUCGCUGUUGAAACCAAGUUGAAAGAGCAGCUGUUGGCACGUGAACAAGAGAUUACUGCCGUGCAAGCUCGCAUGCAGGCUAGUUACCAGGAUCAUGUGAAUGAAACCCAGCAGUUGCAAGGAAAGAUUCGGACUCUUCAGGAACAGCUUGAGAACGGCCCCAGCACCCAGCUGGCUCGCUUGCAGCAGGAGAACUCGAUCCUGCGGGAUGCUCUGAACCAAGCCACGAGCCAGACGGAGAGCAAGCAAAAUGCAGAACUAGCCAAGCUGCGGCAGGAAUGCAGUAAACUAAUGAAAGAGCUGUCUGAAAAAUCGGAGACGCUUCAUCAGGAGGAACAACAGAAAAAGAACCUGGAGAUAAAGGCCGCUGCGUAUGAAAAACAAAUCAGCCAGCUCCAGACUUCUCAAAAAGAAACGGAGGCGACACUGCAGAAGAGGCUGGAUGAAGUAAGCGAGGAGCUGCGCAAAUCCCAGACCAGCUACAAGAACCUGCUGGCAGACACGGAGAAGGCGAAGGACCAGCAGCAGAGCAUUGCUGAGUCUGAAGCCAAGCUGCUGUCCUAUGAAAUGGAGGUGAAGAGUAAAUCGGAGGAGCUGAGCACCCUGAAAGUGAAGCUGCUAGAAGCCAGCUCUGAAAACGAGCAGCUCACAGAGAGGAUCAAAUCCAUUGAAGCUCUCCUGGAGGCAGGCCACGCGAAGGAAGUGGAGAAAGACGCAGACUUGCAGGCAGCUAAUCAAGCAGAAGUGAGCCAGCUGCAGUUAAGACUUCAAGCGAAGGCUGAGCAGGUCUCCUCGCUCGAAAAGGAAGCUGUGGAGCUGAGAGAGAUAAUCGAGCAGCAGAAAAUGAAAAACAACGGUCUUCGCGAGAAGAACUGGAAAGCAAUGGAAGCUUUGGCCUCGGCUGAGAAAGAGCGUGAAGAAAAGUUGCUUUCUUCCACAAAAGCAAAGGAGGAUUUGGAGCAGCAGCUUAGCGCAAUUCAGACGCAAACGAAGCAGACGCUGCUUUCUCUCUUCCCGCAGAUCACUGUAGUUUCACAACAGGCUUACGGGGUGUGGCUACAGGAGUUUAAGGAGAAGAGUCUGGGAAUGCUAGAGCAGCAGACAGCUAAAACGGAAUCUCUUGAUUCCGCGCUUAAAUUAAAGGAAGCAGAAGAGGCGCAGAGCACUUUACAAGCAGAAUGUGAGCAGUACAGAACGAUUCUUGCUGAGACGGAAAGAAUGCUCAAAGACCUGCAGAAGAGUGUGGAGGAGGAGGAGCACGUGUGGAAAGCAAAGCUAACGGCGUCUGAAGAGGAACUGCAAAAGGUGCAUCCUAAAGAUUCUCGUCUGUGUGUGAGCAGGAAUCCCUGGGGUGCUGGUGACGCGUCUAAUGCUGUAAAUAACAAGGGGAUCAUAAUAAUCCCUUCUGGCCUCAGUCUAUGAAAUGCAAGGGCUUUUAGAGGUCCCUUUGUAGGGAGGGGCACAUCUUUAAAAGGCUCUGGGGUUGAACUUGGUGUAAAAACACGUCUUCUUAAAUAAAGAUAGCACUUUCUUUGCCCUCUGCAAUACGGCGUGGGCACAUGCUGGGAGGUGAGAAGGAAAGAUGCCCUCUGUAUAAGCUUCUGCCUCGCUGAGAUCCUGACACACACAUUCUGCCUCUUGAGCUGGUGACGGUAUUCCAUUACUUACCUUACAACGUUCGCAUCCAAGCUCAAGAAUCAAACUCUGGCACCUCCACUCCAUGCAGGGGAGUCUGGAAAGCCUUCAGAACGUCGAUGUUCAAAGAGCUGGCUGUGUUGGAGCGGAGAGUGCACGGCGUUCUUUGCAAGGCUGUUUUUCCGUGCUACUUUCGGGACUCCCCGCUGUAGAGGAAAUUGGCUACCUCUACAAGUCUGGAUUGAUGCUGGCAUUGGAGCGUACACUGGUACGCGUCACAAAAGAGCCCCAUUCAAGCCACCCACAGUGUGGAAUCCUCUCCAGCUGUCUGUCUCGCUGCAGACGAGAGAUACUCUGGGCAGAAUGGUGCAUAAAGGCUGAGCAAGAGGCUGUCCUCUUAAAAGGAUAACCCUUUAGAGAGUGUGGGAAUGAAGGGGUGUGGCUGAUCUCUUAUUCCGUAGCUGGUGUUCAUGAGAACUUGCCUGGGCAUACUACAUUAUAAAGGAAUUUAAAAUGUCCCUCUAAAAAGAUUUUACACUCAAAAGUGUCUAAGCUUAGCAUUGUGGAGCUCAGUAUUUGUGUCAAAUAGAUAAUGUUAAAUUUACUCUGGUUACAAGGGGUAUGUGUAACUCCCACUCCCAUAAACACCAGAGUUUUGAGAGAAGCUGGCUUCUUUCCUGUGAUGGCGGUGCAUGAAAUCAAGAUUCUGCUGGCCAUAUUAUGUUCUGUCUUGCCCAUACGUGUAAUGUGAAGUUGGUGAGGUUGCAUGGAUGUAGCUGAGCAUAGUAUGGCCAACAGAUUUGUCAUGGUUGGUGACUACAGUUGGUCAGGAAAUGACGUUUUCCUCCUGAAAAACAAAAACUAUGAAUGGUGGCUUUUUUUGUGUUAAUUUUCCAUUGAGGUUUUCAUUGAAAAACCCAAACUUCAAAAAUGUUCAGUUUAAAACCAAAAAAAUUUCAGGUGGUGGUGAUUGAUUUUUUUUUGGAUUCUUCAGCAAAAAUGUCAAUGCCCUCAAAAAGCCAUUUUUCCCCAUCAAAUGUGGCCAAUAGAAAACAUUCUACUGACUUCAGUGGUGACUCAUUAGAAGGGAGGAACCCAGCCUGACUCUCAGAUCCUUGGCUUAGUUUGCAGGGAUGACUGUAUCGUCGUCCUUUUUCGGAUGCGGUUAGUAAUGCGGCAGCACCUAAAGGUUCCAAUCCUGGAUCAGGAGGCCAGUUAUGCCAGGUGCUGUACAAACGCAACAAAUGGUCUCUCCCUCAAAGAGUUUACAGGCUAACCGCACUGUGCCAUUUUUAGUCGCUUGUAGGAGACAUUUUAGAGGAGAGUCCACGCUGGGAAAUACGGCAUAUUAACACUUUCUUUCUUUCUUUACAUUUUUUUGGGGGGG